Messenger RNA from Cutaneotrichosporon oleaginosum, 323 nucleotides. RefSeq lists its product as uncharacterized. Lineage: Eukaryota; Fungi; Basidiomycota; Tremellomycetes; Trichosporonales; Trichosporonaceae. The record is from RefSeq and is a predicted model, not a curated record.
CCUCUUUUCUCGGUGCUGCACAGCGAUGGCGGCGACGUCGCAGUGCGUCGCGCGAUGCGCAAGACCUGUGCCCGAAGGUUGUCCGCAACGCCCGUCCCGGUCCCCGGUAUGCAAGUGCUGGGACAUCACCCAGACGGUUCCCUGUUGGAGACCGUUCCACCGACAUGUUCCAAGCUUGGCCGCCGUCCACAGUACCGCCGCUCCAAUUCUCAAUGAGCUGCCCAGACCACUCUCGACCUCGCCCCCGCACCUGACAGGAGUUGCCAUGUAUGACACAAAUAUUCUCAAGGGCAAGCCGUUCUUGAAGGUCGAAUAGAUCACUA